AUGGAUGAUUUUAGUGUUUAUGGUGACUCAUUUGAUCGCUGCCUUCAUAAUCUCACUUUGGUACUCCAGUGGUGUAUUGAAACUAACCUUGUGCUUAAUUGGGAAAAAUGCCAUUUUAUGGUAAACCAAGGUAUAGUUUUGGGUCAUGUGAUUUCAGUCAAGGGAAUAGAGGUUGAUAAGGCAAAGAUUGAUUUAAUUCGUUCUCUACCAUCUCCGACUAGUUUGAAAGAAGUGAGAUCAUUCCUUGGGCAUGCUGGGUUCUAUCGGAGAUUUAUCAAGGAUUUCUCUAAAAUUUCCACACCACUAUGCAACCUUCUUCAAAAAGAUCCACCAAAUUGGGAGAUACCUUUUGAACUCAUGUGUGAUGCAAGUGACUAUGUCGUGGGUGCUGUUCUUGGGCAGCGAGUUGACAAGCUUUCUCAUUUUCUAUCAUACUUGAUUGCAACUAAAGUGAUUGUUUAUACCGAUCAUGCUGCUCUUCGCUAUCUAUUGGCAAAUAAAGAAGCCAAGCCUCGGCUGAUUCGGUGGAUUCUACUUCUUCAAGAGUUUGAUUUGGAGAUAAAAGAUAAAAAGGGUUCUGAGAAUAUGGUGGCGGACCACCUGAGUCGUCUUAUCCGGGAUGAAGAUAAUUUUCCCAUAGAAGAAAAAUUUCCGGAUGAGCAACUCCUCGCCAUGCAAGAAGUUAUUCCUUGGUAUGCCGACAUUGUAAACUACCUUUCUUCAAAGGAGUUACCAAGUGAUCUCACACAAGCACAAUGGAACAAGAUAAAGCAUGAUGCUUGCCACUACAUAUGGGAUGAACCUUAUCUUUGGAAGCAUUGUACUGAUCAAAUCAUUCAAAGGUGUGUACCUGAAUCUGAAUUUCAUUCCAUCCUUGCUUUUUGUCAUGCUUAUGCUUGUGGUGGACACUUUGGACCUAAGAGGACAGCUCAUAAGAUAUUCAACAGCGGUUUCUAUUGGCCCACAAUUUUCAAAGAUUCUUAUGCUUAUUGUAAGGCAUGUGAUCAUUGUCAACGAGGCACAUCUCCAACAAUUGCAACUAGAAAAGAUAAUUCAAAAAUAGUAGUGGAUUUCAUUCACUGCAACAUUUUUGUGCGUUUUGGUACACCUAAGGCUAUACUUAGUGAUCGAGGCACUCAUUUUUGUAACACGAGUAUAGAAGCAUUAUUUCGACGCUAUAGUGUAACUCACAAGGUGACAGUUGCUUAUCAUCCACAAACCAACGGGCAAGCGGAGGUUUCUAAUCGUGAAAUCAAAUUGAUUCUUGAGAAAACUAUAAAUCCAAACCAGAAAGAUUGGAGUACGAGGCUUGAUGAUGCCUUGUGGGCGUAUCAUACGGCAUAUAAAACACCUAUCGGUAUGUCACCAUAUCGAUUGGUGUAUGGGAAGCCUUGCCAUCUACCGGUAGAGCUAGAGCAUAAGGCUUGGUGGGCUGUAAAUAAGUGUAACAUGGACAUGGUUGCUGUAGGACAACAACGAAUGCUUCAAUUGCAUGAGCUAGAAGAAAUACACAAGGAAGCAUAUGAGAGCUCGAGAAUCUACAAGGAGAAAACCAAAGUUUUUCAUGACAAACAUAUUCUUCGAAAGAGUUUUAUGGAAGGUCAAAAAGUUCUCAUUGAUCACUCUCGCCUUAUACUUUUUCCUGGGAAGUUGAAGUCUCGCUAG
Molecule: messenger RNA, 1665 nt
Organism: Humulus lupulus (European hop)
Lineage: Eukaryota; Viridiplantae; Streptophyta; Magnoliopsida; Rosales; Cannabaceae
Exons: 4
Coding region: 1-1665 (554 amino acids)
Biological process (GO): DNA integration
Molecular function (GO): nucleic acid binding
Source: RefSeq, a predicted model, not a curated record